This is a messenger RNA of Colletotrichum scovillei, 1675 nucleotides long. Its product is annotated as D-isomer specific 2-hydroxyacid dehydrogenase. Gene Ontology annotation, molecular function: NAD binding. Bases 527 to 1615 code for a protein of 362 amino acids. The transcript is spliced from 4 exons. Lineage: Eukaryota; Fungi; Ascomycota; Sordariomycetes; Glomerellales; Glomerellaceae. The record is from RefSeq and is a predicted model, not a curated record.
CUUGCCCAGUGAUGAUGACAUGGACAAUGUUCCCGCACGCCAUUGACCGAGCCGUCUGAACCCCCAAGAGCGUCCUCUCACCCCACAGAGGUCUACAGUGAGAGUAGUAAGAAUUAAGGUCCUCGGCUUGGUUCAUUGGUGUCCCCCCACCCCGGCCAUCGGUCGCAUCGGCGGCUUUCCGACCUGCCUGUUGCGCAAUUCGACCCUGCGAUGCGCAAACCAGCUCCCCGCACCCCGACGAAUCCCAUAAAGAUGCCGAUGGUGGGAUUGAAAAUGCGACGGUUGGAGCUUUGAGAAGCUUGGCCUGCUUUGCUUUGCGAUCAUCAGCUGAAACGAAACCAAACCCCUCCCAAUCCCGUCGGAGCUUCUCAGAUUCUCAAACUCACACAAACGGCUUUCAUCUCAUCCCGAGUUUACCUCAGCUUUUGCUUUAUAAGCUAUAAAACCAAGCUUAUCGCCCAACCUCUUCUCUCACUCCUGAGAUUCUCCCACUGAGGCGUCCCUCAUAAAACAACCCACCACACCAAUGAUCAUGCUCCUCCCGCCACCGAACAAGACCCUCAAGGGCCACAAGCUGCUUGUUCUCUCGCAGUUCCCGCUGCCGCAGGAAUGGCUGGACAGGGUGCGCGCCGAGUUCCCCGACCUGAAGGUGGUGCAUCACGAGCUAGGCUGGGCCGACAGGAAACCGAAAGACAGCUUCAACCAUGACGAGUGGAAGGACGUGACGAUCCUGCUGACUGGCAGCGCCCUGCCCGCCAUUGAGGACGCGCCCAAGUUGCAUUACGUCCAGCUCCAAAGCGCCGGCGCCAACCACAUUCUCAAGGACCCGUUAUUCAAGGAUACGGAUGUGAGCUUUUGCACGGCGAAUGGUGUCCAUGGACCUCAGAUUUCUGAAUGGAUUAUAACGACAUUCCUCUCGUUCCAGCAUCAACUUCCUAAAUACAUCGACAACUACCGCUCCGGCCACUGGCAACGCGGCAACGAUUUCGUAGAAGACGCAGUCGGCCGCACAAUAGGCAUCCUCGGCUACGGCAGCAUCGGCAGACAAACCGCCCGCGUCGCUACCGCCCUCGGCUUCAAAGUCCACGCCUACACCCUCCACCCGCGCCCGACCCCCGAAUCCAAGCGCGACGACUCCUACACGCCCCCCGGUCUCGGCGAUCCAGAGGGCAAGUUCCCCUCCAAAUGGUUCUCGGGCGCCUCCAAGGCCGACCUGCACGCCUUUUUGGGCUCCGGGCUCGAUUUGCUGGUCGUCGCCACGCCGUUGACGGAUAAGACGAGUCACUUGCUCUCAGCUGAGGAGUUUGGCAUCCUGGCGGAGAAGAAGACGUUCAUUUCAAAUAUCGCGCGUGGUCCGAUUAUCAAUACGGAUGAUCUGAUUACGGCGCUGGAGGAGGGGACGAUUCGUGGCGCGGCGCUGGAUGUUACGGAUCCGGAGCCGUUGCCUGAUGGCCACCCGCUUUGGAAGGCGAAGAAUCUGUUGAUUACGCCGCAUAUUAGCGGGUUGUCUACGAGUUACGGGGACAGGGUUUUGGGGAUUUUGGAGUUGAAUUUGAAGAGGUUGAGUGAGGGGAAGAAGCUGGCUAAUCUUGUGAACAAGAGGGAGGGAUAUUAGGUCGCUUGUGAGAGGACGGGUUGCGGUAGAGGACUGUAAUCUGCGAUGAAUUGAUGAAAG